This is a messenger RNA of Glossina fuscipes, 1731 nucleotides long. Its product is annotated as GATA zinc finger domain-containing protein 5. The record is from RefSeq and is a predicted model, not a curated record. The transcript has 3 exons. NCBI's taxonomy places the organism in Eukaryota, Metazoa, Arthropoda, Insecta, Diptera, Glossinidae. The coding region runs from base 1058 to 1462 and encodes 134 amino acids.
UUUGUUUCUUGUUGUUGGCAUGUUGUCUUCGGGUUAAAGCGGUUUCGGAUUUAUUUUCAAUUUAUAUUUCUUUUAGACUAUUGGAGGUGUAUUUAGGUUCUUGAAGUGAAGCUUGCAAGAUCUCAAGGAAAUGAAAUAAAAGCCGUAACAAUUUGUAUGUUUUUUUAAAAAAUUUUAAUGAACAAAAAAGAAAUAAUCUUAUAAACGAGUAUUAAGCUCGAACAUAUAAUCUUACUUGUGACAAACUAAAGAGAUGUGUAAAUUUUUUGUCGCAAAACUUUGUGCGAAAGAAUGUGCGUAAAUAUAUAUAAUAUUAAGAAGAAAACUAAAAAAUAAACACUUUAUAUACAUAUAAUUAACUAGUGAAUGUUAAAAUUAGAAAAAACUUUUGAACUUUUGAACGGUAAAGCCUGGCAAAAGCGAGACCAUAUGCAAAAUAAGUUAAAUAAUAUUCAUAAAUAAAUAGUUUUUAUAAAUGAUUAAUGAAUAAAACUAUUGUUUAAUAUUAAAGUAAAAAUUAAAUAAAAAACAAGAAAGAUAUUUAGUGUGGUAAACUUAGCUAAAUUACAAACUCAACAGAAAAGAUUGUGUAGAUGUGUUAUGCCCUUCUUCUCUUAAUUUUACUACUACGACUACUAUUCAGCCGCCAUCUGUUCCAGUCUCUAAGUGUUUAUUACUGUUUUUUUUUUUUUUUUUUCUUUAUCCAUAUAUUGAGGACUACUACGUCACAGCCCACGUAUACUAAUUAAUCCCUUCGAAUUGAGAAAACCUUUCGAAACUAAAUAAUAAAUAACCCUUCAGGAAGCUUAAUUCCAGUUAAGGGCACUUAAAGGUCUUCGCUUGCAGCAACACAAGCAAACAAAAAAAAAAACACUUGAAAUUUGAAGUGAAAAUAAGAAAUAAAUAAAAAAAUAAAUAAAAAACAAAUAAAUACAAAAUAUAUAGAAAAGCGCCUGCCAUCGCCACCUCUUGCUCUCCUUGCUUGCUUGUUCUCUUCCUUGUUGCCCCUCUGCCCCGGAUACGGAGUUCUUAAACUUACAACUUGUGGAAAAUACAAAUGAUUACAAGUAAAAUUCAACAAAUUUAUAACGAAAAUUCGACUACAACGAUUGCUAGUAGCGGUAGCAGCAACAGCUUCCACUUUUAUAAUAACAACAAUAAUAGCAAUAAUAAGAAUAAUAAUAAUAAUAAUAAUAAAAGGAAAGGCGUACAAUUGCGAACGCAAUCAUUUGCAACAGGCCAGCAGCAAAAGCAAAACCAAUUGCAACAGCGACGACAACAACAACAGCAACGACAACAAGAAGACUGGCAACAGCACCAAGAACAACGUCAAAGGCAUAUCAAAAUAAAACGUGAAACCUAUACAUACAAACGUUUAAAUCACGAGCCAACAAUAACAGUAACAGUAAUAGCAAAAACGUUAAGAACAAGCGAUAGAAUAAUCAUUACGAGCGUUUGCUAGUUCGAUUCCCAAAGGCGCAUAAAGCUCGGGACUUGAAAAUGUCAAAUUUGAGUCGCUAUAACGAAAAGUGACGCUGACAGCUAACAAGUUAAAAACAGUCAAAGACUUGGUGAAAAAUUUAUCGUAAUCGUCGCUUACCUUACCUUACGAGACAAGCAGCGGCGCCGCAGCCAUAAUAACAAAAUCCAAAGCGUACAAGAGCUACAGAAAGCUACAGAAAAACUCUUUGGCCAAGGAAAAUAAAACACCAAAAAAAAAAAAAAAAAAAA